Osmia lignaria (orchard mason bee) is the source of this 6458-nucleotide messenger RNA. RefSeq lists its product as uncharacterized. Gene Ontology annotation, molecular function: protein binding. NCBI's taxonomy places the organism in Eukaryota, Metazoa, Arthropoda, Insecta, Hymenoptera, Megachilidae. The record is from RefSeq and is a predicted model, not a curated record.
UUACUCUUUCUUCUUUUUCAUUUUCUUUUUCUUUCGUCGAAAAGAUUUCAACUCGUUGCGCUCGUGGCCUGUGAAUUAUUACAAUACGGCUCGCGCGAAUGCUCGCAAUUAUGAAUCUAUUAAAGAGAUCCUUAAAAAUAUUACUUUGCAGAUACGACGAAUGCGAUAACAGGUAUUUCCUCUCACCCUGCCACUAUUCUGGUAUCCCCUAAAUUUCAGACAAGCCUAAUUUCCAAGUUGUCAUAGACAUCCCAGAUGUGGCCAUUCAAAUAGUUGGUCGACGACGUUUAAACGAGUUUCCAGCAGAAUAGAAACGUCGAGUCGAGGAAAAAGGGGGAUGAGAGCAGACCGAUGAUCAUGAAGAAACUUUUCCCGUUUCCCGUUUCCCGUUUCCCGUUUCCCGUGAUUCGUUGGCUGUCGAGAACGGGUCCAAGGGUGAUUAUCGUACCUUUUGGCCGGCCAGUUCGCGACACAAUCCGAUUAGACGAUUUAAAAUCGAUGAGAGGCUCGACUGGUGACGGAUGGAAAGUGGACGAUGGCUGAUGGAAUCGUGUUAAACUGCCAGGGGUGGAAACUGCUAGGGACGGCGCGGCGACCGGACAGCGCGGCGGUUCGCAAUUACCAUUCAUUACUUUGUUGGGACCAAUUGACAUAACUGAUUGGUAUUCGGCUGCCACGCCACCCUCAAAGGACCUUCGAAGCACGGGAAGGGUGCUAAUGCAGUUAGCCACGUCUGAUCGUGGAUAAUCUGCGGAUCGUGCAACGAGCCACCUCCCGGUUCAGCCCGUUCGACCCGUUCAGCCAGCCGAGAAUAGGGUUCGCGACAAAAGCAGGGGGCGAAAGGCAGCGAGGGUCGUUUAAAGGAACGAUGAGCGAAUCGGGACGAGGAGCGAGGAACAAGAAAUCGGCGCGAUAAUAAUAUGUGGACGACGUGGCCACGUACGAAGCGCAAGAGGCGGGAGGCGAGCUCGUCGUCGCGUGCCGGACACGAUACUCGUGGAGGUAGCGGUGGAGGUGGUGAAGGUUUUCGUUUCAUCUAUUCGGUGGUAUUGGCGGCCUGUAUGGCAGCACAAGAGGCGAGAAGCGCGAAAUGUCCGCCGCCAGACACGAUACCCGGUUGUCCUUGCUAUAAUUUCGAGGACGGUCUGUUCUUGGAGUGCGCCGGUGUCACCGAGGAGUCCCUAAGGAGCGCUUUGUCGGGUGUAAUACACGCAGCUGAAGGAGAAGGAGCGAUAGUUCAAUCGUUAAGCGUUUACGAGUUAGACAGAAAGGUGGAGGAGCUUCGAUCGGCUGCUUUUCCAACUGGCUCUCAGAUCAGACACCUACAGAUAUCGCACUCGGCGAUUCGCGAGAUAAGCGAGGAUGCGUUCAAACGAGUGGGAAAAAGUCUGGAAUCGUUGGCCCUGGUUUCAGGCCGACUGCCUCACGUGCCGCAAAAAGCCAUGUCCAGCUUGAAUUCUUUAAAGGCUCUCGACUUGGAGGCGAACCUGGUGCACGAGCUUCUUAGCUACAGUUUCUACGGUCUUUCUUUGAUCAAACUAAACCUGAAAGGGAAUCAGAUAACAAAAAUCUCCGAGUACGCGUUUGCCGGCCUAGAAGACACGCUGACCGACUUGGAUCUGGCUGAGAAUAAAAUCCGUCUAUUCCCUAUGACGUCCCUCCGCAGACUGGAACAUCUGACUUCUUUGAGACUCGCCUGGAACGAGGUAUCCGAGCUUCCCGAAGACGGCUAUUCCAGGCUAGACGCGUUAAACUUUCUCGACCUAAGUAGCAACAACUUUAAAAAGAUACCGCUCAACUGUUUCCGUUGUUGCCCGUCCCUCAAGACCCUAUCCCUCUACUACAACGCCGUCGAGUUUGUCGAUAAGGACGCGUUCAUAUCGUUAAUCGAUCUCGAGUCGAUCGAUCUUAGCCACAACAAGAUCGUCUCUCUGGACGUGUCAACGUUCAGAGCGAAUCAGAGGCUGAGAUCGAUCGAUCUGAGCCACAAUCACAUUCAUUAUAUACGCGGAGUGUUCUCGAAACUGCCAGAGUUGAAAGAGUUGUUCCUCGCGGAGAACAACAUUCUGGAGAUACCAGCAGAAACGUUUGCCGGUAGUUCGAGCUUAUCGGUGGUGUAUCUUCAACAAAACGCGAUCAGGAGGAUCGACGCGCGAGGUCUAGCUACCCUGAAUCAGCUGGCACAGUUGCAUCUCACCGGUAACUAUAUCGAGAAAGUACCGCGUGAUUUUCUCGAGCACUGCGAAAACCUUUCGACUCUAUCGCUGGACGGAAACAACAUCCGGGAACUGGAGGUGGGCACAUUCGCGAAAGCAAAGUCGCUGAGGGAGCUACGGCUGCAGGACAAUCAGAUAACCGAAGUGAAACGGGGCGUGUUCGCGCCUUUACCCUCGUUGCUGGAAUUGCAUCUGCAGAAUAACGCGAUCACGGACAUGGAAACUGGCGCUUUGAGAUCCCUGCACAGCCUGCAACACGUGAACCUUCAGGGUAAUCUGCUCGCGGUACUGGGCGACGUGUUUCAGGUGUCGAACGAGAUAGGACAAAACGGAAAUACCGCCGCCGCCGCCGCCGCCGCCGCCGCCGCCGGUAGCUCGCUGGUUUCUAUUCAACUGGACAAUAACGGUCUUGGUGUGUUGCACAACGACUCGUUGAGAGGGCAAGCCUCGGUCAGAAUCAUGUGGCUUGGACACAACAGAUUAACCCGUCUUCAGGCACCCCUCUUCAGGGACCUGUUACUCGUCGAACGAUUGUAUCUGACCAACAACUCGAUCUCGCGAAUCGAGGACACUGCCUUUCAACCGAUGCAGGCGCUCAAGUUUCUCGAGCUGAGCAUGAAUCGACUGAGCCACGUGACCGUCAGAACGUUCUCAGAGUUGCACGAACUCGAGGAACUUUACCUACAGGACAACGGUUUACGUCGUUUGGAUCCGUACGCUUUAACCGCUCUGAAACGGCUACGAGUACUCGAUCUGGCGAAUAAUCAUUUGAACGUGUUGCACGACAAGAUCUUUCAGGAAGGCUUGCCCAUCAGGACGCUCAAUUUGAAGAAUUGCACCGUCAGCGUGAUCGAGAAUGGAGCGUUCAGGGGUUUGAACAACCUUUACGAAUUGAAUUUGGAGCACAAUCAUUUGAUCGCAAGAGCGUUGGAUCGUUUGGACAUACCAGGCUUGAGAGUUCUCAGAAUAUCGUACAAUAAUUUUAGCCAAAUCGUUGCCACUUCCUUGGACGGGCUGCCGUCUCUUCAGCAUCUCGCCAUGGACUCGUCUCAGCUUUAUAGAAUGCCACCGGAAAUAUUUUCCAAGAACAAGAAUCUGGCUAAACUUUUGCUGAGCAACAAUCUUCUUCGACUGUUGCCGAGCGUUCUGUUCCUCGGAUUGGAAUCGUUGAAAGAAGUGAAACUGGACGGCAACAGGUUUCAAGAGAUCCCUUACGAGGUGUUUGCCAAUGCCACCACCGUUGAAUUCUUGUCGUUGGCUAACAAUGUAAUCCUAAACGUGGACAUGUCACGGUUAAACGGAUUGGCCAGCCUGCGGGAACUCGAUCUACGCGGUAAUUACAUCAUGACCCUUUCCGGUUUCGCCGGUGUGAACCUGUCCCGUCUGAUAUCCGUCGACCUCAGUCACAAUCACCUAACUGCUCUACCGGCUAACUUCUUCGCUCGCUCCAACUUGCUUCGAAAGGUCGAACUGGCUGGCAACAAAUUUCAUCACAUACCGUCGGCCCUCUCCGUUCAGAAUGUUCCCAAUCUGGCCUGGCUAAACAUGACCGGCAAUCCUCUGAUCAGAAUACACGAGAUUAGCUCGAAGCCAAAGUAUCCAGCUCUUCAAGAGAUACACAUAUCCGCAACGAAUCUGACGAUCGUCGCCAGCGACGAUUUCGAGGCAUUUCCAGCAGUGAUGCACCUCUUUAUGGGCAACAAUGUCAUCUCGCGAAUAUCUCCGAGCGCGUUCCGAAGUUUACUCGAAUUGUUGACCCUCGAUCUGAGCAUGAACGAGCUGGUGCUGUUGCCGCAAGAGAGAUUAAAGGGACUCGAGCAUCUCAGACUGCUUAAUCUGACGCACAAUCGUUUAAAAGAACUCGAGGAUUUCCCUCCGGAUUUAAAGGCGUUGCAAAUACUCGAUCUGUCGUACAAUCAGAUCAUCAAAGUGGAUAAAAACACGUUUCAACAUCUUGAAAAUUUGGCCGAACUUCAUCUCUAUGGUAACUGGAUUUCCUCCAUCUCAUCCGACGCCUUCAAGCCGUUGAAGAAAUUGAGAAUCCUUGAUUUAAGUAGAAAUUAUUUAGCGAAUCUACCGUUGAACGCUUUCCGACCGUUGGAGACGCAGAUACGGAGUCUUCGUGCCGAAGAAAAUCCACUACACUGCGACUGUGAGUCUCAAGAGCUUUGGGAAUGGCUGCGGGAUCAUCAGAAGCUGGUGGGUGGUGGGAUGGGUCGAAAUCGAGGUGGAUUACGGAUGAACGACAUGGACAGCGGAUUACUGAGGUGCCAACAGCCCCCAGAGUUACGAGGGUUGGUGUUCCUCGACCUGGAUCCGCACGCUUUCUGCUCCGCGCCGCUCGUUCUGAAACUAGCGAUCCAGGACAUUCAACCGUUCUCUGUUCUGGUAUCCUGGCAAAGCAGAAAUCACUCGGGUAUCCGUGGUUAUCAGGUGGCUUAUCGCGCCGUCGAAAACAUCGACGAGUUCCAGAUUCGAGCGAAGGUCCUCCAACCUAGUUCGCGUUCCACGAAACUGUCGAACCUGUCUCCGAACACUCGGUACCUGAUCUGCGUAUUUGGAGUAGGCAACUGGUUGAUGAAUCAACGUCUAGACGACGACUACGACACGAUGGAUCAAUUUAAUUUCUCGAAUCACGAAACGUUCGAACCAUCGUCGGAUAUUCAAAUGAUCGACUCUUCGACGAGUCGCUGUACCGAGGUUAAAACGCUGGAGGCACCGGAUGCUGUGAUCAGCAGCGAUGGUUCUUCGAUGGAUGAUGUCGGCAGCGUGAGCAACUUCCUGACCAGACGUUUGGGUCUUAUAGUCGGUUGCUGCAUGGGAUUCGUCGUGUUUCUGCUCCUAGUAUCCGUCCUCGGUUACCUCAAGGUGAAGAAACAAAGGGAAACCGUGAAAAGGGAGCAACCUAUUCCCCCGGAGUACAUAUCGUACAGACACUUCAGCAUACAGAGCGGAGAAGCCGGUCACGCUGCCAGACAAGCCAGCCAAGCCAGCCAAGCCAGCCAAGCCAGCCAAGCCAGCCAAGCCAGCCAAGAGGGUCAACAUUCGAAUAACUUUAUCAACAACGUGGCCACCGCUAACCUGAAUGUAUGAGACAAGUCAAAAAACUCCCGACUCGUGGAGGUUUCGAACGUUUGAGCAGAUCGCGUCGACGACCCUACGCUCUCUCGUCAAACGCGAAACAAUCCUGACUCGCGGUAGUUUUUUUUCUUGCAAUUCUCCUUGUCGGUGAAAGAUCGAGUCGAAAGAUUGGAAACUAUCCAUUCUGCAUCUAAUAGAAACCAACAAGUUUCAAACAAUUUCACGCGCGUGUCAGUGCAUAGACAAAUGGACCGUCUAGUUAACCGAGCAUUUUAUACAUACGUGAUUUUCUACGAAUCUUAACUUUACUCGAUGUAGCUUUAGCCGCGGCUAAACCGUGUGUGCGUGUGCAAAGUGAAUCAAUCUUUGAAAGAUGAACCAGCAACUCGAUUUACGUGACACGUCGGGUUCGUUGAACAAUUUCACGCUUGAUGAAAUCUAAAUGGCUCGGCAGAACCGAUUCCCUCUGAAACAGAGACAAUGCAACGCGGCGUUGUUUCGAGCAUUUCGAGCUUCUUGAAUUUCCGAUCGCAACGGGGUUCUCUUUGCUUGGACGAUGACGAAUCGAGCCCCGUCAGAACGAUCGCGAACGUGUUUGUACAUAAGUGGUUAGGAAGAAGAAGGAUUUCAAUCGUUCGACAAACAUUCGACGACCUCUUCGUUUAGUAAACGUAGUUCAGUUAGGAUCAGAAGCAUUGAUUCCGCUUGCUCUCUCGAGUGUAGAAACACUUUUGGCCGAAAAGUAAGAGAAGAGAAGAAAGAAAAGAAAAGAAAAGAAAAGAAAAGAGAAAAAAGCAAACAUUUCGUGUUCGGGCAUCCGUUGAUAGUUUAUACAUUGGCGAUUCGUUGAAACGAACAAUUCAGAUAUUUGUUGUACCAUAGGUUAACCACAGAUGUUAUCGGAGAUACCUACAAGGGAAAUUUAGAUCCCGCCAUUGCAUAAAUGUCCAGCGAAUUGCGGUUCGGCUGAUAAAGAGAAAACCGAUCUCGGUCGCCAUACACCAGAAUACAGUCGGUCGAAUGAAAUGUGUAUCGUCGGCGUUCGAUUGCAUCGCGAAGAAAAACAUCUCAUCGUCAGUCAGUCAGAUGUAUAUCGCGCACUGUCUACUGUAACAUAUACGUACGUACGUCACUGUAAUAAAAGUGCAAAUUCUUUUUUAA